Pygocentrus nattereri (red-bellied piranha) is the source of this 4521-nucleotide messenger RNA. RefSeq names its product exportin 6 (gene xpo6). The record is from RefSeq and is a predicted model, not a curated record. Gene Ontology annotation, biological process: protein export from nucleus. The transcript is spliced from 25 exons. Gene Ontology annotation, molecular function: nuclear export signal receptor activity; small GTPase binding. The coding region runs from base 459 to 3848 and encodes 1129 amino acids. Lineage: Eukaryota; Metazoa; Chordata; Actinopteri; Characiformes; Serrasalmidae.
GGAGGGGCGCUGGUGGGGAGGGAGAGGAAGCUGCGAGGCCUGGACGAGAAAAGAGCCAGCGACUCUCUAAAAACGUCAGGAGAGGCCGUGUCGCUUUGUAGCGAGCUCAGAAAAACGGCUGAAAAGCGAAUAUAGCCGUCUGUGUUGCGAGAAGCAGGACGUUUCCCCCGGCGCCGCCGUUAAAGACUGUUAGCGGCGCUUGACACGAGCUCAGUCCGCCCCCUCAGCACCACCUCGCCGGGCUCCACAAUAACAAGUGUCGGCGGCGCUUCACCCGAAACGAAACGAGGCCCCGGGGGGUCGAGGUGACGGCCAUGCCGUGUCUCGUCGCUUUUAGACGGUGAGGGGAAAGAAAUAAGGGCCGUGGCAGCGAUGAGGAGACGGGAGUCUCUCCUGCUGAAACUGUAGCCGCAGACAAACAGGCAGCAGCCCGGAGAGGAGCGGAGAGGACACCGGCCAUGGCGUCGGAGGAGACAUCCCUGCGUGCACUCGAAAGUCUGAUGACGGAGUUUUUUCACAGCUGCACUACCAAUGACCGCAAGAGAGAGAUUGAGGAGCUGCUGAAUAGUUUUGCUGGACAGCCUGGCUCAUGGAGGCACUGCCUCUACUUCCUCUCCAAUAGCAGAAAUGAAUACGUCAUGAUGUAUAGCCUUACAGUUUUUGAGAACUUGGUCAACAAAAUGUGGGUUGGUGUAGCCAGUGAGGAUAAGGCAGAACUUCGUAGCUGUUUGCCAAAGUUGUUGCUGUCUCAGCACACUCUGCUGCCGUUCUUCAUCAGAAACAAGCUUUGCAAAGUCAUUGUGGACAUUGGACGCCAGGACUGGCCAAUGUUCUAUCAUGACUUCUUUAGCAACACGUUACAGUUGGUGCAGUCCCCUUCUCUUGCUCCGCUGGGUUUGGUUCUGCUGAAGAUGACGUCAGAGGAGCUGGUGUGUCCGAGGGAAGAUUUGAGUGUUGCUAGGAAAGAGGAGUUGAAGAAACUCUUACUGGAGCAGAUACCCACUGUGCUAAACCUGCUUACUGGUAUUCUGGAAACGGUUUGGGAUAAGCACAGUGUCACAGUGACUACACCCCCUCCUUCACCCACAUCAAGAGAGACGGGUCUGAUGGUGGGCGACAGCACUCCAGUGGGACUGGAGUCGGAGAGUGGGACCCUGUGCCUGCUGGCUCUGGAAUGCCUGGCUCAUCUGUUCAGCUGGAUCCCCCUUUCCUCCUCCAUCACACCAGCCCUGCUGGCCUCCAUCUUCCAUUUUGCUCGCUUCGGCUGCCAGCUGCCAGUCAAGACCAAGCCCCUGCCCACCUCCAAUGGGAACUCCUCCCCCGGCAGCUUGCUGGCCAAUGGGAGUGAGGGUCAGGGAAGGACGGGGCAGAUGAUUGGCCAUGCUGACCGGGCUCGUCUGGGUGUCAUGGCGAUGAGCUGUAUUAACGAACUAAUGUGUAAAAACUGCGUCCCGUUGGACUUUGAGGAGUUUCUGCUUCGCAUGUUUCAGCAGACAUUUUACCUGCUGCAAAGACUCACAAACUCGCACUCACACACCAACACACACAGUGUCAAAAACAGACUGCAGGAGUUGGAUGAAAGUUAUGUAGAGAAGUUCACAGACUUCCUGCGACUCUUUGUUAGCGUUCAUCUGCGGAGGAUCGAGUCCAACACUCAGUUUCCUCUGGUAGAGUUUCUGGCUCUACUCUUUAAGUACACCUUUAACCAGCCAACACACGAGGGCUAUCUGGCCUGCUUGGAUAUCUGGAGUAUAUUCCUGGACUACCUGACCACCAAAAUUAGGAGCCGGCUGGCUGACAGAGAUAGUGUCUUAAACAGGUAUAAAGAUGCUUUAGUUCUGCUACUGAGAGAGGUUUUGAACAGAAUUCAAUUCAGAUUGAACCAGAGUCAGCUUGAAGAGCUGGACGAUGAAACCCUCGAUGAUGAUCAACAGACGGAGUGGCAGCGAUAUUUGCGUCAGAGUUUGGAGGUGGUUGCCAGGGUGAUGGAGCUGCUGCCGUCUCAGACCUUCUCCAUUUUGUUCCCAGUGCUUCAGGAGGACUUGGACAUUUACCUUGGACUCCAACAAUUUAUUGUUACCACACGAACAAAUCGCAGGUUGAACAUCACAGCAGAGGCUGACUGUAGGAAGCUGCACUGCGCACUCAGAGACCUCAGCUCUCUGCUGCAGGCUGUAGGACGUCUGGCUGAGUUUUUCACUGGAGAUGUUUUCACUGCUCGCUUUAAUGAUGCCCUGGCUAUUGUGCAGAGGCUAGUGGAGGUCACUUGUUAUGGCUCUCAGAUCAGUUUGUAUGAUGUCGAAAUGGCUGUCCCAUCAGUUCUUAAACCAGACCUUAUAGAUGUCCAUGCCCAGUCACUGGCUGCUCUCCAGGCAUAUUCUCAUUGGCUGGCUCAGUUUUGCAGUGAGGUGCAGCGGCAGCAGGAUCAAACUCAAUUCGUCGACCUGAUCACCUCCAGUAUGGCUGCAACUACGCCCCUCAUUAAUGCCAAGGUUCCAGAGAAAUUGCUGGUGUCUGCGUGCCAUCUUCUGGUCUCUAUGGCAACAACGGUGCGACCCGUGUUCCUGGUGUCGUUGCCAGCGAUCCAGAAUGUCUUCAAUCUGAUCACAGAAAACCACAACCACAGACUGCCUCAAGAGGCUCACGUGCUGGUAUGCAGGGCUUUGUCCAACAUGCUGCUCUUACCAUGGCCCAGCUUACCCGAGGCGGAGCAGCAGUGGCCAAGCCGAUCGACCAGUCACGCCCGGCUUGUCAGCACCCUCACGCAUCAGUACCGCCUCUUACCACGCCCACCUGACCAUCACACCAACAGUAAAGUGGUCCUGCAGCAGACCCUGUGCGUACUGAGGGAUGUAGUGGACAGCAUAUCUGGAGAAGCCACCAAAUCUCGUCAGAUUUGUUACCAGAGCCUGCAGGAGUCAGUUCAGGUCACACUGGCCCUGUUUCCACUGUAUAUCCAGCAGCCUGAUGUGACUGAUGAGAUGCUGAGUUUCUUCCUCACGCUGUUCCAGGCUCUGCGGGUGCAGAUGGGAGUAGCCUUCACUGAGCAAAUCAUUCAGACCUUCCUCAGCAUGUUCACCAGGGAUCAGCUGGCAGUCAGCAUCUUACAAGAGGGCAGUGCUGGUUCAAAAGUGGUUGAGAAAUUCCUCAAGAUUCUACAGGUUGUGGUUCAAGAACCUGGUCAGACCUUUAAGCCGAUGUUACCUAGUAUCCUCAGCCUUUGUAUGGAGCAGGUUUACCCUAUUGUGGCAGAGCGCUCCUGUCCAGAUGUCAAAGCUGAGAUGUUUGAGCUGCUCUUUCAAAUCCUUCAUCAGAACUGGAGGUUCUUCUUUAAGACUUCAGUCCUAAGCAGUGUUCAGAGAUCUGGAGCAGAAGAGCACAUGGAGAACCAGGCACAGUUCAUCGCAGCCAUGCAGGCUUUUGGUCAGUCCUUCCUACAGCCAGAUAUCCACAUCUUCAAACAGAACUUGCGCUACCUGGAGAUUCUUAACAGCAAACACAAACUGUAUCACAGGAAGCUGUUUCGGAGCUCCAUGCUUUUCCAUUUUAUUAAUGUGCUGCUGCAAGUUCUCCUACACAAGAGCCAUGACCUUCUUCAGGAUGACAUCACUCUGGCCCUCUACAACAUGGCUGCUGUUGAUUUCCAAGCUUUCUAUUCUUCGUUUCUGCCAGAGUUCCUCAAUGGCUGCCAAGGCCUCGACCCACACCAACGCACAACACUCGCUCGCAACUUCACACCAGAGAGGGACCUGCCAUCGUUUUCUCAGGGAGUGUACAGGCUGGUGAAUGACCUGCGUUUCUACAGACUGUGCAAUGGAAGCUUGCCACCAGGGACCCUGAAACUAUAGCAAUGUGCCCUACUUGCCACACAGCCAAACAUGGCCCGUCUGUGCAAGGAUGCCGAUCACUUCCACUGUAGUGAUCAAGCCACAGCCUUUGCUAGGGGCCAGCCUAUGAUCUCUUUAAGGGCGUGUCAUAAGAGCCACACCCCCCGUUUGCUACGGGGUUUGUUAGUCAGCUUAUGUUUAUUUCAGCAAAAUUUCACACGUUGCCAACGAUCAUAAGGCCAAAGUGUACGUUCCACUGCUGCAAUGGAGAUCAGAGCGCUCUUGACGAAGGUUUAAAGUGAAGCAACUUGGUGUUUGAAAUGAUCGGAUUCGGUUUGUAAGCACUCUGGUUGAAGCUUCGCUGCUGCGUUUCUACAGAGGCCGACUGUGUUUUGAUCAUAGAGCAGUGUUCUUUUAACAAGGUGGUGCAGUUGGAAGCACUCGAAUGCGGUUAGUAACGAACAGUUGUGGUUUAAAGCUGUUUGAGACGGACUCUUGAUUGGGUUGAUGGUGAAUGAGACGGAGUGAAAAUUGGUUUUUAAGUGGACUACUAUGAUUCAGAGCGACAUUUCUUUUGUCUUGAUUUUAGCGCCUUCUCUUCAUCUCCUCUGAGACGGACUCUCACUCCUCCUUUCAUAUCAUUCCAUCCUGAUCCAGGAGACACAAACGUUCAAUAAAGUUUUAUAAUGAAGAA